UUAAUUCACAUAUUUCGAAAUCUGAGUACUUAUUUCGUCUACUGUGCUGAGAAUAGCUAGUUCAAGCUCCUAUUUUAGGUGGAUUCGAUUCUAUUCUCGAGAUUCUGUAUUUUGUUGUGCAUGUUUUCGCCGGAGCUCCGAUUACUCGCCGGGAAAAUGAAACUAGGAUGAUGUUUUCCGAUCACUGCUAACCUUCAGUAGAGUCGCAGGCAAAUCCGUAUAAUGAAGGCUUUGGCGGCUUGUGCCGGAGCUCAAUCGACGACGGAGACCACCAUUCCCGGUGAAGGAGAGAAGAAGAGUAUAAAUCCGGAGCUAUGGCAGGCUUGCGCUGGGCCACUGGUGAAUUUACCGGCAGCUGGGACCCACGUCGUCUACUUUCCUCAAGGCCACAGUGAGCAGGUUGCAGCGUCUAUGAAGAAGGAUGUGGAUGCUCAAAUCCCAAACUAUCCAAAUCUUGCCUCUAAGCUAUUGUGCCUCCUUCACAAUGUCACAUUGCAUGCGGACCCAGAAACUGAUGAAGUCUAUGCUCAGAUGACACUACAACCAGUUCCUGCAUAUGACAAGGAUGCAUUAUUGAGGUCGGAUCUAUCAAUGAAGGCAAAUAAACCACAAACUGAGUUUUUCUGUAAAACAUUAACUGCAAGUGAUACAAGCACUCACGGAGGUUUUUCUGUACCUCGCCGUGCAGCAGAGAAAAUUUUCCCUUCUCUUGAUUUCACAAUGCAACCACCUGCUCAAGAACUUACGGCCAAGGAUUUGCAUGAUAACGUGUGGAUCUUUCGCCAUAUCUAUCGUGGGCAACCGAAGCGUCACUUGCUUACGACUGGGUGGAGCUUGUUUGUUAGUGGAAAGAGGCUUUUUGCGGGUGAUUCGGUCCUAUUUAUUAGGGAUGAAAAGCAGCAGCUUCUUUUGGGUAUUAGACGGGCUAACAGGCAACCCACCAAUUUAUCGUCUUCUGUUUUAUCAAGUGAUAGUAUGCACAUUGGAAUCCUAGCAGCAGCAGCACAUGCAGCUGCAAACAAUAGUCCAUUCACUGUUUUUUACAAUCCAAGGGCUAGUCCAUCAGAGUUUGUUAUUCCGUUAGCCAAAUACUACAAAGCAGUAUGCAGCAACCAAAUAUCCCUUGGAAUGCGCUUUCGGAUGAUGUUUGAAACUGAAGAAUCAGGAACAAGAAGGUAUAUGGGUACAAUAACAGGUAUAAGUGACUUGGAUCCUGUAAGAUGGAAGAACUCACAAUGGCGUAAUUUGCAGGUUGGUUGGGACGAGUCGACUGCUGGUGAAAGACGUAACCGGGUCUCAAUUUGGGAAAUUGAACCCGUGACGGCCCCAUUUUUCAUCUGUCCUACUCCCUCAUUCUUCAGAUCGAAGCGUCUAAGGCAACCUGGAAUGCGAGAUGAUGAAGCUUCUGAUCUGGAUAACCUAUUCAAGAGGACAAUGCCCUGGCUUGGUGAUGAUUUCUGCAUGAAGGAUCCCCAAGCUCUUCCUGGCCUAAGCUUAGUCCAGUGGAUGAACAUGCAGCAAAAUCCUGCCUUGGGUAACUCGAUGCAGCCAAGCUACUUGCAUUCCUUAUCCGGGUCCGUUUUGCAAAACCUUGCUGGAGCAGAUCUAUCACGUCAAUUGGGCUUGUCAGUACCACAAAUUUCUCAACAGAACAACAUACAGUUCAAUGCUCAGAGACCACCUCAGCAAGUGCAACAGCUUGAUCAGAUCCAAAAGCUACCAGCUGCCACACUGAACCCACUAGGCUCAAUUAUACUGCAGCAACAACAACAGUUGAGUGAUAUUACUCAGCAACCAAGACAAAAUUUAGUCAAUCAAACUUUACCCACUAGCCAAGUUCAGGUCCAACUUCUGCAGUCAGACAGUCCUGUCCAAACACUGAAUAUGCUUCAGCGGCAGCAGUCUAUUCAGAACCACCAGCUUCAAAGAAACCUUCCCCAAAACCUGCCGCAACAGCAGCAACAGCAACAGCAACAACAACAGCAACAGCAACUGCAACAGCAGAUUAUGGGUCAGACUCAACAGCAAAACACUAUGCCACUGCAUCCACCUGAUCAAACAACCCAAGAGUUGCAGAUGCCUGAGAAUCAAAUUCAGCUUCAACUUUUACAGAAGCUUCAUCAGCAACAGCAGUCACUUCUAGCCCAACAAUCUUCACUGCAACAGCCUUCUCAACUGAAACAACUCCAAGAUCAGCAGAAACAGCUAUUAGAUAUCUCUCAGAGCUUUUCUAGGUCCGCGACCAGCACCCAAGUGCUAGAAAUGCCUCAGACAAUGGCCACCUCACUUCCUCAGUCACAGAUUCAACUGCAGCAACUGACGAGAACUAGUAGCCAAACAAAUGUUCAGUUCUCCCAUACUGCUCAGCAACCGAGGCAGCAGCAGCAACCUGGUAUGUUGCCAGAAUUGCCUGGGACUAUGGGACACACCCCAACAACCAAUCAGCUUUCCACAGCUGGCAGCAGUUUGGUGACUGUAGCUGCAGGUGGAGGCCAAUCGGUCAUCACUGAUGAUGUUCCAUCUUCUUCCACUUCACCUUCCACAAACAACUGUCCAAAUGGAGUUCCACCAAUCACGAACAGUAGGGCCCAUCAGAGCACAACCGUGGGGGAUGAGAUGACUCAUUCAUCUGCCACUCUACUAUGCUCCAGUGGUUUGGACACCAUGCCUGGUCAUCUUAACAUGGUUAAAGAUUACCAGCAAAAACCUGAUGUGAAGCCUCCAUUGAACAUCUUCAAGAAUCAGAACCAAGGAUUCUUUACCCCACAAACGUACCUAAAUGCUGCUGGACUCCAGAUGGAUUACUUAGACAGUUCAUCUUCAGCAACUUCCGUUUGCCUUUCUCAAAAUGAUGCUCACUUACAGCGGACCACAAGUCCUAUGGCUUUCAAUCCACAACCAAUGUUGUUUAGAGACACUAGUCAAUAUGGGGAAGUUCAGAAUGACCCCAGGAACAAUGUUCCAUUUGAUGCUAAUGUUGAUAGUCAGUUGGAAAUGCCCAUGAUGCCUGAUCCUUUGAUCACAAAGGACGUGGUGGGGUCAGGGAAAGAUUUCUCUAACAAUCUUUCCGCAGGUGGCGGCAUGCUUUCCAGCUACGAAAACCCCAAGGAAGCUCAACCUGAACUUUCAUCAUCAAUGGUUUCCCAGUCAUUUGGAGUUCCAGAUAUGGCAUUCAAUUCAAUUGAUUCCACAAUAAAUGAUAACAGCUUCAGAGGUGCCUGGGCCUCACCACCACAGUUACCACGAAUGCGGACGUACACAAAGGUAUACAAGCGUGGAGCUGUUGGAAGAUCAAUUGACAUUACUCGUUAUUCUGGUUAUGAGGAGCUUAAGCAAGAUUUGGCUCGUAGGUUUGGUAUAGAGGGACAGCUGGAGGACCGGCAGAGGAUUGGCUGGAAACUUGUGUAUGUGGAUCAUGAGAAUGACGUCCUACUGGUUGGGGAUGACCCUUGGGAGGAGUUUGUGAACUGCGUCCGUUGCAUCAAGAUCCUUUCUCCUCAAGAAGUUCAGCAGAUGAGCUUGGAUGGAGAUUUUGGGAACAGCAUACUUCCCAAUCAAGCUUGCAGCAGCUCGGAUGGUGGAAAUGUAUAAAUUAGACGACUAGGGUUCUAGCGAUUCUUCUUCCAUAUUUAGGAUCUUUCAAAAUGAUUACUAGGGAUCUGUUUGUUUCUCUCAAUAUAGCAUAUAUUUUCCACUACUGGGUUUUCCUGUCUCGCCUAAUGGUACACAACGGGCAAGCAAUUAUGGCCAGCAGAUCCUCUGGCAGCUGGAACAUGUUUUUUGAAUAUCAGGACCUGCUAAGGUGAGAAGUUUGUAAAGUUGCUAAGGUGAGAAGUUGAUAAAAAGAAAAGUAUUAGAUUGUUAUGAAAGUGCAGAUGGAGAACAAGGCUUGGUCCAAUUAUGAAGGAGAGCUAUAUACCAGUUUAGAUAAGAAACCAGCUGGGCAUGGAUAUUAUAUCUUUCGGUAUGAUAAUGCUUUUUGCGAGAUCAAACUUAAGUUCCUUUUAGCCUUUUUUUUUUUCUAUAUUGAAAAUCUUCUCAGGCAGGUACAUUGUAGCAAGUAGAAGCUUUAAAUUUGUAUGAAUUUAUAUGGUGUAUUUUUUUUCCCAGUGUAUAGAAGUUUAGAUUUCUACAUUAACCCUCCAACAAAAUAGCUUAUAAUGAAUUGAGG
Ilex paraguariensis (yerba mate) is the source of this 4171-nucleotide messenger RNA. The record is from the annotation of a GenBank genome assembly. Lineage: Eukaryota; Viridiplantae; Streptophyta; Magnoliopsida; Aquifoliales; Aquifoliaceae.